Messenger RNA from Eurytemora carolleeae, 876 nucleotides. RefSeq names its product extensin-like. The transcript has 2 exons. The record is from RefSeq and is a predicted model, not a curated record. NCBI's taxonomy places the organism in Eukaryota, Metazoa, Arthropoda, Copepoda, Calanoida, Temoridae. The coding region runs from base 1 to 876 and encodes 291 amino acids.
AUGGAAGUCCUUCACUUCCUCCACUGCUCACACACUCCCAGCCGUUACUGGGAUUUCAGCGAUCUACAGGAUUUUCUAUAUGCCUCACCAAACUCCUCUGACCACAGCACUUGCGGAAAAGUUGCAACUGUCAAAACCUCCCCUCAAGAUCCUCCAAUCAAAUCAGACCCUCCAACCAAGCUAGGGUCUCCAACCAACCUGGAUCCUCAAUCCCAAUCCUCUAACCAAACCAAAACCCCAAACCAAUCUAAACCCUUCAACCAAACCAGAUCCUUCAAUUAUCCCCCAACCAGUCCAGAACCUCCAACUAAAACUGGUCCUCCAGCCAAUACAGUUACUCCAACCAAACCUGAUCCUACAAUCCAACCAGGUCCUCCUACCGGUCCAGACCCUCCAAUUGAACCCAAUCCUCACGCCUACCCAGACAAUGCAGACCCUCCAACCAAUCUAGGGUCUCCAACCAACCUUGAUACUCCAAUCAAACCCAAUCCUCUAACCAAACCAAUUCCUCAAACCAAUCUAAGCCCUCCGACCAAACCAGAUCCUUCAACCGCACCUAACACUCAAAUCUGUCCCAAUCCUCCAACCAAUCCAGUUCCUCCAGUUGAACCAGACCCUCCAACCAAUCCUGGUCCUCCAGUUGAACCAGACCUUCCAACCAAUCCAGGGCCCCCAACCAAUCCUGACGCUCCCACCUCUCCAGAUCCCCCAACCAGUCCGGCACCUCCAACUAAAAUUGGGUCUCCAACCAAUCCAAAUCCUUUAAUCCAACCUACUCAAAUCUGUCCCAAUCCUCCAACCAAUCCAGUUCCUCCAGUUGAACCAGACCCUCCAACCAAUCCUGGUCCUCCAGUUGAACCAGACCUUCCCAACUAA